AUGUAUUGCUAACAUUCGUCCUCCCUCCCCCAAAAUCAACACAGGCAAGCGACACCCAACACAGUCACAAUGCCCCACUCAGUCACUCACCGCCGGUAACCGGCCACUUCCUUCGCCCCUCUCACUGAAGUCGCCUCGCAGCACCGCAGCAGCAAGGCCAUUAGCCAGCAACCAGAAACGGCGGCACUCGGCACUGGCAACACUGAUGUGUUUUUGCAUGCAUGUGAAGGGAUUCUUUGAACAACAAAUGGUCUGGACUGUGAGGACUGUAUAUUGAAUUUUGUGAAAGUAUAAAUAAACAAUGGCUCCAUCGACUAAAGCAGAGAAGAAAGUAGUGGAUGCAGCUGCUUGGAUGUUCAAUGUUGUCACAUCUGUAGGAAUUAUAAUUGUCAAUAAAGCUCUCAUGGCAACAUAUGGCUACAGUUUCGCUACUACAUUGACGGGUUUGCAUUUCACAUUCACAACUAUUAUGACACUUAUUUUAAGAUGGCUUGGAUGUAUACAACCCUCUCAUUUGCCAUUGCCAGACCUGCUGAGAUUUGUUAUAUAUGCUAACUUUUCCAUUGUCGGCAUGAAUGUUAGCCUUAUGUGGAACUCAGUGGGAUUUUAUCAGAUUGCAAAGUUGAGUAUGAUUCCUGUAUCCUGCCUGUUGGAGAUUGUGGUAGACAAAGUUCGAUACUCCAGAGACACAAAGCUCAGCAUAGGUCUUGUUCUUGUAGGUGUUAGUGUCUGCACUGUUACUGAUGUCAGUGUAAAUACUAAAGGUUUUAUUGCUGCGUUUAUUGCGGUUUGGAGCACCUCUUUGCAGCAAUAUUAUGUACAUCAUCUCCAAAAGAAGUAUUCACUGAGUUCCGUCAACCUCCUUGGACAUACUGCACCUAUACAAGCUGGAUCCCUGCUUAUACUGGGUCCAUUUAUUGAUUAUCGGUUGACUAGCAAGAGAAUCGAUGCGUACAACUACACUUUACCAGCCGUGAUUUUUAUAACCCUCUCGUGCACCAUAGCUGUCGGGACAAACCUGAGUCAAUUUAUCUGCAUUGGUAGAUUCACGGCCGUAUCCUUCCAAGUGCUUGGCCAUAUGAAGACCAUCCUGGUACUCAUUCUUGGUUUCAUCUUCUUUGGAAAAGAGGGUCUAAAUCUACAUGUGGUUCUGGGCAUGAUCAUUGCUGUAGUCGGGAUGAUCUGGUAUGGAAAUGCUUCCUCAAAACCGGGUGGGAAAGAACGUAAGAGUCUUUCCUUACCUAAGCAGCAAAAGAACGGAGCAGACUCCUCGGAAUUUGAUUCGAAAGUCUGAAACCUAUUUUUCCCCCUUAAAAUUAUCGACACUCAAAGUGAUAUAGCAAUUACAUGAGACGAACUCGAGCGAUUUUUAUUGAUAAUAUAUGAGAUGAGGAUUCAAGUAGACUAUAUUGUCCCGUGAUUAGAUUUCUAAGAAAUUUUACACCCUUCCAUUUCUUUUUUUUUUUCUUUUGUAGUUUAAUUAUUAAUAUAUUUUUUCUGAUUUUAUUUGAACUAUAGUGUCAGUUUUCCCCAGAACUGAUAUUGAUUAUUGUCAAUAAAAUAUAAAUACUAGUACUAUUCUUUUGGCAUUUUUUUUGUCAUUCUA
Amaranthus tricolor (Joseph's coat) is the source of this 1606-nucleotide messenger RNA. RefSeq names its product UDP-rhamnose/UDP-galactose transporter 6-like. The record is from RefSeq and is a predicted model, not a curated record. Gene Ontology annotation, cellular component: Golgi apparatus. Bases 302 to 1294 code for a protein of 330 amino acids. The transcript is spliced from 6 exons. NCBI's taxonomy places the organism in Eukaryota, Viridiplantae, Streptophyta, Magnoliopsida, Caryophyllales, Amaranthaceae. Gene Ontology annotation, molecular function: antiporter activity; UDP-galactose transmembrane transporter activity.